This is a messenger RNA of Vollenhovia emeryi, 1948 nucleotides long. RefSeq lists its product as uncharacterized. The record is from RefSeq and is a predicted model, not a curated record. Lineage: Eukaryota; Metazoa; Arthropoda; Insecta; Hymenoptera; Formicidae. Bases 1262 to 1804 code for a protein of 180 amino acids. The transcript is spliced from 2 exons.
UCUCUAACGACGGCAUCGUCGGCCAACCGCCGCCGGAGGAAGCCGCUUCUUCGUCGCCUCGGACGGGCAUCCCGUUUUCCCGGACGAGCGGGACGCCCGCAGGAGACGGACCGGAGGGCCGUCCCGAAGGGGCCACCGGGCGCCUCGAAGAGAGACGCUGAGAAGACAGCCCGACAGCCGCGCGAGUGACGUGCAACGCCGGAGCGGAGCGCGCCGCGACGCCGACAGUCGACCGCGGGACGCGUCACGGUCGUCUCACGGGAGACCGGGACCGGGGGCGGUCUGUUCCAGCUGCAUCAUCCUCCAGUUGGCGUCUGACGUAUGAACGGCACACGUCUCUCUCAUCUCUUCCCCCGCGCGCUCAGCUCUCGGGCUUUUCUCCAAUCCUUUUUUUUUCCUCCCCGGCCGCGCGCAUUCUUUCCCAUUCUAUCCGUUCCUCGGUCUCUCUACGCCUCCCCGAUUUUCGUCUUCUCUCUCUUCCUCCACGAUUGCGUCGUGCGCUCCGUCCCUCGCGUCGAGCCACAUCGGACUCGGCGAAUCGCCGAACGAAACGGACGGAGCGCAUCCACCGUGAACGUCACUCGUAGCAUGUAAACCGAGCGGAGCUGUCAUUCGUACGUCGCGAGGACGAGAUUCGGAGUGCCGUCUGUGAUUCACGAUCCCGAGUACGCCCCUUCGGACCCCUCAGUGUGCGGUGCUCGCCGGUACAUCGGGAGAGGAUCCUACGUCAGAUUUCACAUAUCCUACGUUGAUUUCAGUUGGCGGGGCUCACGCGGCAAGUCUUACGCCUGAUGACGACGCCGCCGCAAAAAUUAACCCGCGAGCGGACGAACAGAGCGACCCAGAGAGGGGACGGAAGGGUCACCAGUGCUAACUCAUCAGGUCAGUAUACCUUCGGGUUCAUCUCUCGUUUCGCGCUUUCAAAAUACUUGUAGAUGUACCGCGACGAUCGCGCACAAAUGCAUGGUAACCGAUGCACCCCGAUUGGACGGGGUGUCGAGCAUAUUGAUCGAUUGUCACGCGAGCUGCCUCACGCAUUUCGGCGGAACGUUUCCGCAACGGCCCAAACAGCAGGCAACCAGUCCGACAUCUCGGCACGCUGGGCUUCCAAACUCCACGGGUCCGCGGGAAGAUGCGGAUUCGUUUUACGACCGAUUAGUCACCGUUUCUCUCUUUUCUUUUCUCCUUUCCUUUUCGAGAACGCGUUAAACGGAUCUUCGAUCUAUUCGUCCCCGCGGAACUACGAGGCAAAAACUUUAGGAUGUCCGCUCUCGCCAUUCAGUAUCCAUUAAUAACUCGAGUGUUAUUUAUGUGUGUCCGUAGGCGAGCUCGAGAUGGCCAUGAAAAGCGAAACGCGCGUAUGGACGUCUACCGCGUCACGAUCGUUGCAAUUGGAUCACUUGCGUCCCACACGAGUCGGCGAGACUUACCAAACGUCUUGUCUCUCAUCUCGGAUUUCAAUUGCCGACGAUCGGGAUUGUUUGCGGUAUGGAGGAUACCGAGUUCGAGGUCGUCGCAGCCACUUUCGUGCCGGCAAUUCCAGAAGAUACGCAAUGUUAGUCUACUCUACGCGAUGCCAGACUGCCGUCGAUCUUAUCAGGCUCUGCAUCCUUGGCAGGGGCCAGCCACCGACGAGGCGUUAUCCGAUGAGGAAUGUGAAACCCCCUGUACGUAUACUGAAUGUAUCCUGAGUGUAUUCCUGUCCGGUAUACCUUCAGUAUACGUAACAGGAGGCUACACCGAACAACGUUGGGACCUCUUCAUCGGCGCAGUUCCCCAAUUAUCAAUAAUCUUCGUGCUAUAAUAUAGACAACUUUAAGAAAAUAGAGAGAAUAAUAAAACAGAGACGGAAUGAUUUACCCAACACGUCGCAAACUGUAACGCGAAUACAAUUAUUCGCUUUCAAAACUAUGUAAUAAAUUUUGCUACGCAUAAGUUUACGCGCGAA